AUGGAGAGAGAAUUCCUCAACUGCUUCUAUAGCACCCGUCACUCAGUUAGCAUGCUAGAGCUUACUAGCACAAAGCAACGAAAAGACGAACCUGUUGUUGACUACAUCGAUCGUUGGAGUUCAUUAAGCCUUGACUACAAAGAUCGAGUCUCAAGCUUUGAAGAAUUGACCACUAGUGCGCAUGACAAAGAGCAAAGUAUCGCUAAUCAAGAUGAAAGGAAGGAAAUGGAGAGCGAUCGUAGAAAUGACAAGUCAUCGAGAAAUAGGGCAAACUCUUUGAAGACACUUAUCAUGGAGUCAAUGAUGAUCAGUGCCGCUCUAAUGAAGGUUUCCACUUGA
This is a messenger RNA of Prunus armeniaca (apricot), 339 nucleotides long. NCBI's taxonomy places the organism in Eukaryota, Viridiplantae, Streptophyta, Magnoliopsida, Rosales, Rosaceae. The record is from the annotation of a GenBank genome assembly.